This is a messenger RNA of Lactuca virosa, 501 nucleotides long. Lineage: Eukaryota; Viridiplantae; Streptophyta; Magnoliopsida; Asterales; Asteraceae. The record is from the annotation of a GenBank genome assembly.
AUGAUGAACCUAUAUGGAGUAGGCAUGAUAAACCUGUACGAUAAACCUAUAUGCAGUAGGUAUGAUAAACCUGUAUGGAAUAGGUAUGAUAAACCUAUCUGGAAUAGGGGCGCCGGCCGAUGGCGAUCGUCGGCGUCUUCUUCCUCUUCUGGUUCGAUUGGUAGCAAGCAUAAAAAGUGGAAUGAUUGGGGGUUCUCCGAUGGUGCUCGACGAAUCAAAGGGAGGGGCUGCGAAGAUCGAUUGAAGGAGAUUGCGAGCUUGCUUUCCGGCGAACCCUUCUCGUUCCCAGCAGCUCGUCACCGGCAACAAUCCGUCAGAAGAGCGACAACAUCAUCAGUCGCCGUGAAUGGGGGUUCAACAGUUUCGAUUUGUGGGAGGAAAGGAAGAGGAUGGUGGGUUAGGGUGGUGCUUCAUCUACCGGAGGGGAGAAGAGGCUCCGAUGGCCAUUCAGGUUCCUCCUUCGUGAUUUCAUCGUCUCCAGUCAAAGAUCGAGGAAAGUGA